Molecule: messenger RNA, 2164 nt
Organism: Wallemia mellicola CBS 633.66
Lineage: Eukaryota; Fungi; Basidiomycota; Wallemiomycetes; Wallemiales; Wallemiaceae
Exons: 1
Coding region: 52-858 (268 amino acids)
Source: RefSeq, a predicted model, not a curated record
UUAUUCGUCGCCAUUAUAUCUAUUGCUCUGGCCUACCAAGCCAGUACAGACAUGGUCACCUUAGGAGGAGGAGCCUUUGCAGGGGGAUUUUUUGCUGUAGUUGAUAGAUGUACUCGGCGUAAUGGAGUAAUUAAUGGCAGAGAAUGUUUACAAGCAGUACUCUUUGAAAUACUUAUAGCAGCUAUUUAUGGUAUAGGCAGGUAUGGCCAAGAAACAGGUGCCUUCAAGAGAGAAUCAUAUGAAGUAAAUAAAGGAUUUUCAUCAAUGACCACGCUGCCUAUUUCUGUUUUAGAGGACUACGAGAGGACAUCACCAGAAAACAGAAUUAAAUUUGGUUCUUUUUCAGUGGCUGAUGUGGAAGGCAGUGAGCAGUGGGAAAGUUAUGAAGAUGAUAGUGUUUUUCAUGUUUUCAAUGUUAAAGAUGAAGAAAGUCCUUAUGGACAUCACCCUGCGGUUAUACAUCGAUUUUAUAGUGAAACCAGGACCCAUGAGGUAUCUUCCCUUAAUUAUUUAAUGGAAGAAGGGGUGAAGAGACAGAUAGGUAAUAAUGAUCGUUGGGUUUAUUCUUAUGCAGCCAACAGCCAGAGCUUUGGUCUCAACCAAGAGCAUUAUCCUAAUGUACCUGUUGAUACCAUAGAACAGAUGUCUUACGACCUGUUAGGACGUCUAGAUGAAUUAGGUGCUGAUAAUAUACGCAUUGAUAUCAACGGUCAAUUAGGUAAGUGGGGCAAACUCCAGGUAGCUAAUGGGGAUACCCAAGGAGGUAUAGGACCAACCCAGUGCGAAUCCUACUACAAUAAUGACUAUGCGGAUGGUAAUAGGUGGCAUUACACAUAUCAAGUGCAUGAUGAGUUGUAAAAGAAUAAUUUGUUGUAUGUCAUCACAUCUAUAUUCGUAUAGAGCUGGCUUAAUAUAUGAUAAAAUAUUAAGAAUCAUAGAAAAUUCUUUCAUGCUACAGAACUAUUAAAUAAGAGGACCAAUGUCCAGAAGAAAACGAAAUGGAGAUAGACCAAAACUGUAUACUCACACGCAGAAAUUAUCAAUAAUCAGCACACAUUUAAGAAAAGAAACAAAAGAUUAUGGAAUAUGUUAACAUUGUCGAUCUCAACCGACAUUUUCAAAUCCAUCGAUAUAGAUUAUGAGACACGCAUAGCUACCAACGUAUACAAAAGCAUAUGUAACCUCUUCGAACCAGAGGGAAACUUGGAACAACUGCAAGUAAAAUUCCUCAGUAAAACGUUAACUUAUGGAGAAAACGCACAAAAAUUUCAUGGUUUUAGGAGUUCUAUCAUAUGAGUUAUUCUAUAAUUUCUCCAGUAUUUUGGUUUACUACAUUUUUUGUUGUCCUUUUUCAAUUUUUGAAGUUUAUAAUCCCCUAUCAAAACUCUUCAUUUUCUUCGGCUUUACACUAUUUACUAGUGAACGUAGCCUUUGCCAGCACUUCCAAUAUCAUAAUUUUCACAAUGAGGGAUAUAGAAAUUAAGUCAGGAUUGUCAUGUUUUAUAAUAAAAUGGAUAGCGGUUUGCUGCAAGAAACACCAUCAUUGCGAGAUCCUCAAGUAAAGUCAAUAGCGUAAAAAUGAAGAGUUUGUUCAUUGAAAUAUUAAAACAUUUUUCAGAUUGUGUUCAUUUUUCACAUGAAAUAUGGUUCUGGUGCCUCAAGUUACAACUAAAUUUUCGACAAGGACUCAUUAAAGUGUGAUAAAAAAGACCCUAAAGCUACUCGGCUAAUCGAAUCCAUCCUAAAACGGUCUUUAACAUGUUUGUUACCAUAUAUUAGCACGGAAACGUCGGGUGUUUCACAUUAGUUUGUUAUUAAUUUCUUGCUAUUCACCGCAUUAAUCGCAAUUAUGCCCGCCAUUCAAAGUAUUUGGAAGAAUAUUUCUAGCAAUAAUCUACAAAUACCAACAAUAAGCUACUUCAGGUGACGUUUUCUCCACUUUUGCGUCUCAUGUCAUCAAUGGAAUCUUAACUACUUAUUUACUAGCCUAACAGAUGUAUGACAAAUAAGCUUUAUCCAAUCUGAUUCUUUCACGCGCUCUAGCAAGCCCUACUUUGUUGUGAUUCCUAUAGUGGUGCCGAAAUACAGUGUCAAAUUAUUUGUUAGGUGCGAAACCAGCUUAAUAACCACGAACGUUGGCAUCAGAAGUAAAAAUGAAACAAUG